Messenger RNA from Gongylonema pulchrum, 264 nucleotides. The record is from the annotation of a GenBank genome assembly. Lineage: Eukaryota; Metazoa; Nematoda; Chromadorea; Rhabditida; Gongylonematidae.
GGUAUAUGUCGGGUAUUUUCACAGUACGAAUUUGCAAGAAAAUACGCCCUGAUUGCUGUAGACGAAGAAUCGAAGAGUAAAGAGGAACAGGCUAUCAGUUUGCUACAAACACUUUGGAAUGUGGUAUGCUACGUUUGUACCUUGAUUUGGCCGCUGUAUUCAAAUCCUGGUCACUUACUGCGUCUUUGGGUGCAACAAUUGGAAAUUGUACCAAAUUGUCUGGGUUAUUCUGGAGAAUUGUACAAAACCUCGAUGCUGUCGUAG